Messenger RNA from Gorilla gorilla gorilla (western lowland gorilla), 2620 nucleotides. RefSeq names its product FGR proto-oncogene, Src family tyrosine kinase (gene FGR). The transcript is spliced from 13 exons. The record is from RefSeq and is a predicted model, not a curated record. Gene Ontology annotation, biological process: protein phosphorylation. Bases 406 to 1995 code for a protein of 529 amino acids. NCBI's taxonomy places the organism in Eukaryota, Metazoa, Chordata, Mammalia, Primates, Hominidae. Gene Ontology annotation, molecular function: protein tyrosine kinase activity; ATP binding; protein binding.
CGGGCUGGGGACUCAGGUCUGGAGGGUGACAGAGCCGACCUCCCGUAAACCAGGGAGGAGGAAGGUGGGGGUGGGUGGGCCUAGGAUCUGGGGGCGCCUCCUCGCUGCGGGGAGCUGGCUUGGGGCUAGGGCGUGACUGUCUCCCUGCCACCAUCACCGCCCGCCGGCCGUGACUGCAAUAAGAGAAGUCCGAGGCGGCUUCCUCCUCCCUGCCCAGCAGGGGCGGCGGUCAGAGGCGGGCAGCACCCCAGUUCUCCCCGCACGCCGGCACUCGCGGCUGCUGGAGCCCCGGCUGGCUCACCCCGGGGCCGGGCAGAAUUGGGCUCCAGGUCUCUGACCCCUCCCAAGGAUCAUGCCGCAGCCCCACUGACCCAGGAGUAGGGGCCUAAGGGCAGGGAACCUGGAAUGGGCUGUGUGUUCUGCAAGAAAUUGGAGCCGGUGGCCACGGCCAAGGAGGAUGCUGGCCUGGAAGGGGACUUCAGAAGCUACGGGGCAGCAGACCACUAUGGGCCUGACCCCACUAAGGCCCGGCCUGCAUCCUCAUUUGCCCACAUCCCCAACUACAGCAACUUCUCCUCUCAGGCCAUCAACCCUGGCUUCCUUGAUAGUGGCACCAUCAGGGGUGUGUCAGGGAUUGGGGUGACCCUGUUCAUUGCCCUGUAUGACUAUGAGGCUCGAACUGAGGAUGACCUCACCUUCACCAAGGGCGAGAAGUUCCACAUCCUGAACAAUACUGAAGGUGACUGGUGGGAGGCACGGUCUCUCAGCUCCGGAAAAACUGGCUGCAUUCCCAGCAACUAUGUGGCCCCUGUUGACUCCAUCCAGGCUGAAGAGUGGUACUUUGGAAAGAUUGGGAGAAAGGAUGCAGAGAGGCAGCUGCUUUCACCAGGCAACCCCCAGGGGGCCUUUCUCAUUCGGGAAAGCGAGACCACCAAAGGUGCCUACUCCCUGUCCAUCCGGGACUGGGAUCAGACCAGAGGCGAUCAUGUGAAGCAUUACAAGAUCCGCAAACUGGACAUGGGCGGCUACUACAUCACCACACGGGUUCAGUUCAACUCGGUGCAGGAGCUGGUGCAGCACUACAUGGAGGUGAAUGACGGGCUGUGCAACCUGCUCAUCGCGCCCUGCACCAUCAUGAAGCCGCAGACGCUGGGCCUGGCCAAGGACGCCUGGGAGAUCAGCCGCAGCUCCAUCACGCUGGAGCGCCGGCUGGGCACCGGCUGCUUCGGGGAUGUGUGGCUGGGCACGUGGAACGGCAGCACUAAGGUGGCGGUGAAGACGCUGAAGCCGGGCACCAUGUCCCCGAAGGCCUUCCUGGAGGAGGCGCAGGUCAUGAAGCUGCUGCGGCACGACAAGCUGGUGCAGCUGUACGCCGUGGUGUCGGAGGAGCCCAUCUACAUCGUGACCGAGUUCAUGUGUCACGGCAGCUUGCUGGAUUUUCUCAAGAACCCAGAGGGCCAGGAUUUGAGGCUGCCCCAAUUGGUGGACAUGGCAGCCCAGGUAGCUGAGGGCAUGGCCUACAUGGAACGCAUGAACUACAUUCACCGCGACCUGAGGGCAGCCAACAUCCUGGUUGGGGAGCGGCUGGCGUGCAAGAUCGCAGACUUUGGCUUGGCGCGUCUCAUCAAGGACGAUGAGUACAACCCCUGCCAAGGUUCCAAGUUCCCCAUCAAGUGGACAGCCCCAGAAGCUGCCCUCUUUGGCAGAUUCACCAUCAAGUCAGACGUGUGGUCCUUUGGGAUCCUGCUCACUGAGCUCAUCACCAAGGGCCGAAUCCCCUACCCAGGCAUGAAUAAACGGGAAGUGUUGGAACAGGUGGAGCACGGCUACCACAUGCCGUGCCCUCCAGGCUGCCCAGCAUCCCUGUACGAGGCCAUGGAACAGACCUGGCGUCUGGACCCGGAGGAGAGGCCUACCUUCGAGUACCUGCAGUCCUUCCUGGAGGACUACUUCACCUCCGCUGAACCACAGUACCAGCCCGGGGAUCAGACAUAGCCUGUCCGGGCAGCAACCCUCUCUGGCGGUGGCCACCAGUCCUUGCCAAUCCCCAGAGCUGUUAUUCCAAAGCCCCCAGGCUGGCUUAGAACCCCAUAGAGUCCUAGCAUCUCCGAGGAGGUGGCUGCUCUGACACCACCUAGGGCAACCUACUUGUUUUACAGAUGGGGCAAAAGGAGGCCCAGAGCUGAUCUCUCAUCCGCUCUGGCCCCAAGCACUAUUUCUUCCUUUUCCACUUAGGCCCCUACACGCCUCUAGCCUUUCUCACUCCAUCCCCACCCAAAGUGCUCAGACCUUGUCUAGUUAUUUAUAAAACUGUAUGUACCUCCCUCACUUCUCUCCUAUCACUGCUUUCCUACUCUCCUUUUAUCUCACUCUAGUCCAGGUGCCAAGAAUUUCCCUUCUACCCUCUAUUCUCUUGUGUCUGUAAGUUACAAAGUCAGGAAAAGUCUUGGCUGGACCCCUUUCCUGCUGGGUGGAUGCAGUGGUCCAGGACUGGGGUCUGGGCCCAGGUUUGAGGGAGAAGGUUGCAGAGCACUUCCCACCUCUCUGAAUAGUGUGUAUGUGUUGGUUUAUUGAUUCUGUAAAUAAGUAAAAUGACAAUAUGAAUCCUCAAACCAUGAAA